Hevea brasiliensis (rubber tree) is the source of this 2148-nucleotide messenger RNA. Its product is annotated as mitogen-activated protein kinase kinase kinase 1. The coding region runs from base 67 to 1941 and encodes 624 amino acids. The transcript has 9 exons. Gene Ontology annotation, biological process: protein phosphorylation. The record is from RefSeq and is a predicted model, not a curated record. NCBI's taxonomy places the organism in Eukaryota, Viridiplantae, Streptophyta, Magnoliopsida, Malpighiales, Euphorbiaceae. Gene Ontology annotation, molecular function: protein kinase activity; ATP binding.
UCUCCUUCCCUUCCAACUUCUUAGUUUUCCACAGGUACCUCUCUCUCUCUCUCUCCCGCUGUGUUUAUGUUAGAGACCAGAAACGGUGUAGUAAUGGAUGCCAAGCUCAAACGUUCCAGGCCAAAGCUCGAUCGCCGAAACGCAGUCAAGAACAUUGAAUACGACGCGUCGUAUUCAUCAUCAUCAUCAUCUUCUUCUUCUUCUUCUCCUGCUGCUGCUGCUGCUCUUGCCUCGUUUUACAUCAAUGAGUCGCCGACUCCACGGACUCGGUCUCUCGAUUUGGACGCUAAAACCAGCUUCCGUAUCAAGGGAAUAGAUGGUGAAUUCGACCUUAUAUGUCAGACUUUGGGGUUUUCAGGACCUGAAGAUUUUGCCAUUCCUACUGCAGUCUGGGAGGCCCAAAAAGCUCGCCGGUCGUCCUUCGAUAGUGGUUUGCGAUUGCGUAAUUCGGCUGAGCCGGACGAGUUAGCUGCUCAAUUUGAAGCUAAGGUUGUAAUUGCUAAGGCUAAUGGUGAGGUUAGUGAUGAAGGUAAUCUGGUUCGUGGGAAGGCAAUUGGAAAUGGUGUAGGUGAUUUCAGUAAACGUGAAGGUGAGUUUUCUAAGUUGAGAAAUGGUUCGAAUUUAGCUGAGUUUGGAAGUGGCGGUGGAUUUGGGCGACAUAGAAUUAGUGUGAGAACCAUUAGAGACCGCGGCAGUGGUGUAGGGAUAAAGGGCGAGAGACCGUCGGUUUUGGCGCCGCCACCGGCGCUGUUGCGGCCACCCGUGGUUGAUCAUGCGAGCUCAACUUGGGAUAUAUUGAAAUCUUUUGCUCCUCAAGAUGUUGAAGAUUUGGAUUCUUCAAUUCGAGCUGGGGAUGUAAGCCCUUCAGAUAAAGGAGAUAGAGUGAUCAAAGAGAAGAAGGAGGAGAAAGAGGAGAAUAAUGAUGUUAGUGAAGAUAGGGAACAAAUGAAUUUGGAGAGGAUCCCGGAGAAAGAAGUCCUUUCUGAAGGUUGCUCGUCUCCGUCAAAUAAUAUUGACGAUCACAACGCCGCCGGCGAUGAUCGUGGAGAUUAUAAAAGUUUAACAGUAAUGGAGCCAGUUUAUAGCAUUUCUCCAAAUGGGAAAUUCAGAAGAAGCAUUAGUUCGUGGCAAAAGGGGGAGCUUUUAGGAAGUGGAUCUUUUGGAACAGUGUAUGAAGGAUUCACCGAUGAUGGAUUAUUUUUUGCUGUAAAAGAAGUUUCUUUACUGGAUCAAGGAAGCCAAGGGAAGCAGAGCAUUUUGCAACUUGAGCAGGAGAUUUCUCUAUUAAGAAAGUUUGAACACGAGAACAUAAUUCAAUAUCUUGGGACAGACAAGGAUGAAUCUAAGCUUUACAUCUUCCUUGAGCUAGCAACAAAAGGUUCACUUGCCAAACUUUAUCAGAAGUACCAUUUGAGGGAUUCCCAAGUCUCCGCAUACACAAGACAAAUAUUAAGUGGUUUAAAAUAUCUCCAUGAUCAGGAUGUGGUUCAUAGGGAUAUCAAAUGUGCCAAUAUUCUAGUGGAUGUGCAUGGAUCCGUAAAGCUCGCAGAUUUUGGGUUGGCCAAGGCUACUAAAUUAAAUGACGUUAAAUCUUCCAAAGGGACUCCAUAUUGGAUGGCCCCAGAAGUUGUUAAUUUAAAGAAUCGUGGCUAUGGACUUGCAGCUGAUAUAUGGAGCCUUGGAUGUACGGUGUUGGAGAUGUUAACUGGUCGACCACCAUACUCUCACUUGGAAGGGAUGCAAGCAUUGUUUAGGAUUGGCAGGGGUGAACCUCCUCUCGUACCUGAUUCAUUAUCAAAAGACGCCCAGGAUUUCAUCUUUAAAUGCUUGCAAGUAAAUUCAAAUGAUCGGCCCACAGCAACCCAGCUGUUGAGCCAUCCAUUUGUGAAGAGACCACUUCAAAACUUUGUGAACCCUGCUUCUCCUCGUUACAGCAGCUAAUAGUCAUGAAAAAUUUUGACCAACCGCUCAGGCACAUGUGUGUGGAGGAACAGGCAAAUGAUUUACUUUGCUAUCCCAAGGAGCAGAUGCUGAUCUCAUAAGAGCUAAGGAUGCGUCAUUUCUAGCAUUAGUUCCCAUUUCUGCAAUAGAAGUUUUGUGAUGGGAUAGCGGCAAUUUUUUAUUUAAUUUUAUUUUAUUUUUAGGAAA